This is a messenger RNA of Peromyscus leucopus (white-footed mouse), 7144 nucleotides long. It is a transcript of the gene Itga9, whose product is annotated as integrin subunit alpha 9. The transcript has 29 exons. The coding region runs from base 236 to 3352 and encodes 1038 amino acids. Gene Ontology annotation, cellular component: external side of plasma membrane; integrin complex. The record is from RefSeq and is a predicted model, not a curated record. Lineage: Eukaryota; Metazoa; Chordata; Mammalia; Rodentia; Cricetidae. Gene Ontology annotation, molecular function: integrin binding. Gene Ontology annotation, biological process: cell adhesion mediated by integrin; cell-matrix adhesion; integrin-mediated signaling pathway.
CGCAGUUCAGCGCCGCCCGGGCUGGGACCCGCUGCUUCCGAGCGCGCAGACCUCUCCACGGGGAUCAAGAGGACCCUGCGCGCUGGCGGCCGCCCCUGGCCUCGCUCCGGCUCACACUGCAGCGCAUCGCCUCGUCCCGGGCUCCGACUCGGAGCGCACGGCUCGCGUCCCGGGCAGCGGCGUGUCCCGGGAGCCCCGACUGUGGGGCAGGGCACAGGGCGGCGGCCGGCUGGGGAUGGGCGGCCGGGCUGCGGCGUGGACCGGCGCCGGGGGGCUCCGAGCGCUGCUGCUGGCGCUGGUGGCCGCAGGGGUCCCGGCCGGCGCCUACAACCUCGACGCGCAGCGCCCGGUGCGCUUCCAGGGCCCGGCGGGCUCCUUCUUCGGCUACGCGGUGCUGGAGCACUUCCACGACAACACGCGCUGGGUCCUUGUGGGUGCACCAAAGGCAGAUUCUAAAUAUAGCACUUCAGUAAAGUCCCCUGGAGCUGUGUUUAAGUGCCGCGUCCACACCAACCCCGAACGGAGAUGCACCGAACUGGACAUGGCUCGAGGGAAGAACCGGGGUGCGCCCUGUGGGAAGACCUGCAGGGAAGACCGAGAUGAUGAGUGGAUGGGGGUGAGCCUGGCCCGGCAGCCCAAAGCGGAUGGCCGUGUUCUGGCCUGUGCCCAUCGUUGGAAGAACAUCUACUAUGAAACGGACCACAUCCUGCCCCACGGAUUCUGCUACCUCAUCCCGUCCAACCUCCAGGCCAAAGGCAGGGUGCUGAUCCCCUGCUAUGAAGAGUAUAAGAAGAAGUAUGGGGAGGAACAUGGCUCCUGCCAGGCCGGGAUGGCAGGCUUCUUCACUGAGGAGCUGGUGGUCAUGGGUGCCCCAGGCUCAUUUUAUUGGGCUGGGACAGUCAAGGUGCUGAAUCUCACGGACAACACAUACUAUAAACUGAACGAUGAUGUGAUUAUGAGCAGGCGGUAUACCUACCUGGGCUAUGCAGUGACCGCUGGCCACUUCUCUCAUCCAUCCAUCACUGAUGUGGUAGGAGGUGCCCCACAGGAUGAAGGCAUUGGAAAGGUUUAUAUAUUUAGAGCUGACCGAAGAUCAGGGACCUUAAUAAAGAUUUUUCAGGCAUCAGGAAAAAAGAUGGGCUCUUACUUCGGCUCCUCCUUGUGCGCAGUUGACCUGAACAUGGAUGGCCUCUCUGACCUGCUCGUGGGGGCUCCCAUGUUUUCUGAGAUCAGAGAUGAAGGGCAGGUUACUGUCUACCUCAACAAAGGAAAUGGAGCCCUUGAGGAACAGUUGUCCCUGACCGGAGAUGGUGCCUACAAUGCACACUUUGGGGAGAGCAUUGCCAGCCUGGGUGAUCUUGAUGAUGACGGGUUCCCAGAUGUGGCUGUUGGUGCACCUAAGGAGGAUGACUUUGCUGGAGCAGUCUACAUCUAUCAUGGUGAUGCCGAUGGGAUUGUCCCCCAGUACUCAAUGAAACUGUCUGGGAGGAAGAUAAACCCGAUCCUGCGGAUGUUUGGGCAGUCCAUAUCAGGGGGCAUUGAUAUGGAUGGAAAUGGCUAUCCUGACGUCACCAUCGGAGCCUUCCUGUCCGACAGCGUGGUCCUCCUCAGGGCCAGACCGGUCAUCACUGUGGAUGUCUCCAUCUUCCUCCCAGUCUCCAUCAACAUCACAGCACCUCAGUGUCAUGACGGACAGCAGCCUGUGAACUGCCUGAACGUCACCGUGUGUUUUCGGUUCCACGGCAAGCAUGUACCAGGAGAAAUCGGUAAUGAGCCACAGUGUCAGGGCCUGGGCCAUUUGUAUGCCGUUCUGCCCGAACUGCACACGGCCUCUGGUCUUGGGGGCAUGCUAGAGUAUGCAGGCUGUGGAAGGUUAGCCGGGAGGAGAGGAAUCUACCUACGCAGCUAUGGGGAAGCUGUCGUCCAUGCUGGGCGGAGGGUCCAGGAUGUCAUCAGCCCCAUCGUGUUUGAAGCCGCCUACAGCCUGGGUGUGCACGUGACUGGCAAUGAGGAGCGGGAGCUGCCAGAUCUGACACCAGUGCUGCGCUGGAAGAAGGGACAAAAGAUCGCCCAGAAGAAUCAGACAGUUUUUGAGCGGAAUUGCCGAUCUGAAGACUGCGCUGCCGACCUGCAGCUUCGGGGGAAACUCCUGCUUUCCAGUGUUGAUGAGAAAACCCCAUACCUAGCUUUGGGGGCUGUGAAGAAUAUCUCUCUAAACAUCUCCAUCUCCAACCUUGGGGACGAUGCCUAUGAUGCCAACGUAUCCUUCAAUGUUUCUCGGGAACUCUUCUUCAUCAACAUGUGGCAGAAGGAGGAGAUGGGCAUUUCCUGUGAGCUGCUGGAAUCAGACUUCCUCAAGUGCAGCGUGGGAUUUCCUUUCAUGAGGUCAAAGUCAAAGUAUGAGUUCAGUGUCAUCUUUGACACAAGCCACCUGUCUGGGGAAGAGGCGAUUCUCAGCUUCAUCGUGACUGCUCAGAGUGGAAACAUGGAGCGCUCCGAGGCCCUGCAUGACAACACACUCACACUGGAGGUGCCGCUGGUGCACGAAGUGGACACGUCCAUCGCAGGAAUCGUGUCCCCAACCUCCUUUGUGUAUGGCGAGUCUGUGGAUGCAUCCAACUUCGUUCAGCUGGAUGACCAGGCGUGCCAUUUCCAACCCCUCAACAUCACUCUCCAGGUCUACAACACGGGUCCGAGUACCCUCCCUGGGGCAUCUGUCAGCGUCUCCUUCCCCAGUCGGCUGUCACCUGGUGGCGCAGAGAUGUUUCAGGUCCAGGAGAUGGUGGUGAGCCAAGAAAAGGGCAACUGCUCUUUCCAAAGGAACCCAACCCCCUGCAUCAUCCCUCAAGAACAAGAAAAUAUCUUCCACACCAUCUUUGCCUUUUUCACCAAAUCUGGAAGAAAAACCCUAGACUGUGAAAAGCUAGGGAGUUUCUGUCUAACAGUGCACUGCAACCUUAGCGCCCUUCCUAAAGAAGAGAGCCGCACCAUAGACCUAUACAUGCUGCUGAACACAGAAAUACUGAAGAAGGACAGCUCCUCUGUCAUCCAGUUCAUGGCUCGGGCCAAGGUGAAGGUGGAUCCUGCCCUGAGAGUGGUGGAGAUAGCUAAUGGGAACGCAGAAGAGACUCUGGUGGUCUUUGAGGCCUUGCACAAUCUGGAGCCCCGCGGCUACGUAGUGGGAUGGAUCAUCGCCAUCAGUUUGCUGGUGGGAAUCCUCAUCUUCCUGCUGCUGGCUGUGCUGCUGUGGAAGAUGGGCUUCUUCCGCAGACGGUACAAAGAAAUCAUCGAAGCUGAAAAAAACCGGAAAGAGAAUGAAGAUGGUUGGGACUGGGUCCAGAAAAACCAGUGACCCGCCGUGCCAGUCAUGAUGCCCUCAUGUUCCCGUCACCAGCCUGUGGUCCCUGAUCUUUGUAUCUUCCAUAUUUGGAAGAAAGAAGUCUUCUCCAGAUUUUCCGGAGGCCUCACUGAUGCUGCCCUCUUCUCAUCCUGUCCAGCCCGGCGCCGACCUGAGAUGGCCACCUCCAGCCAGGUCACACGACUGGGGCCACCACCACUUCCCUUUACAAACAAACUCAGAACUUCGGAAAGAUGAGCUACAGAGCAAAGCAAUAUUUAUGGAUACAACAAUGCGUGGUCAACCCUCAGGGGAAAACUGUUACCUAAAAGUAUUUUUUAUAAAUGUAAGCCUUUUAUAUUGAUUGUGUCUUUAUAUUUGUAUCAAUGUUUUAUUAUUUCUAUUAAAUAGUUCUAUAAUUCACUCAAGCACUGAAAUCUUGGAAAUACAUGUACCUGCAUACAAAUUUUAAAGAAGAAAGAACUUAUUGUACUUUGGAACUUGCUGUUAAAAAAAAUGCAGAUAAAAUAAACUAAAGAAACCUCAUGAAAUGAAUCCGCCAAGCUGGGAGUACUGCAAAAGCACUGUGGAUAUGGCAAGACCAUCUAAGACAUUUCCCAUUGUCAUCACCUGGAGUCGGGGCAGAGCGCUUCAAGAAGUAUCAGUGCUUUCUCUUAGGGACCUCUCAUUGGGAGAUUGCCAGCAGGAGCUGAGAUGAAAAGCCUGGUUUCCUCAUCCUCUGCACCACCCUGAUGCAUUAAGCAAGCACCUCACCCUCCUCCCUCUGGAGUCAGCAAGCGCUGGAUAGACAACUGGUCAACCUCAGAAUAGCAUCUCAUCCCAGACACCAUGCGCCAGGGUUCAAAACCCAGGACUGAAGCUGUGCUCUCUCAGCAAAGACGUGUCUGUGUGUAUAAGAUGUUACCUUGUGAUGUAACUUCAGUUCAAGGGUCUCCAUUUCCUCUGUCACUCUUGCUGUCCCCAAAUGGUAAUGUUGCAGAUUCCUUCCCAGAGAGGAUAGCCCCAUUUGAUUUAUGUUUAGGUCUUAGGUGGGAUUCUUAAGAGUCAAAGCCUGGAAUAAGGACUUGGGUGCAAGUAAGUUAUUGAGGAAGUCUUCUCAGAAGCUAGCAGUGAGGAAGUGGAGAAUACAGUACAGGAAAGUAGGGGAAGCCAAGCAACAAUGUCACUUUAGGGGAUAAUCCACAAAGUGACUUCAGCCCAAUUGGAUCUGGUCACCAAGUCAGGCUCAGAGUACCCUGACCAGAUGUCAGGAAGCUGGGCUUUUGUGGUUCCACACCUGCAGGGGAUAUAAACUUUCUGCCCUUGGUUCUUGCAGACAAGAUGACUCUGUCCCCUAGAGGGCAACUUCAGAGGCAACUGGGGAGACCCAGAAAUCAUGCAAAGAACUCUGAGCCAAGUGCUUUGGUGUUGCCCUGCCCCAAACAAGUGAAUGCUAUCUUCAGCUUUGGGAAACCCAAAAGCCAUAAGUCAAAGCUGGUCCUAGAAGUCAAGGGAUGGAAACAGGGGUCACUGCAAGGCUGGGGCAGCCCAGGAAACCAGUGCACACCAGUUCAUAAGUUUUAUCAAAAGAAAUAAGAAAAGGAGUCUUGGCUUUACCAGCCAUGUACAGCCUGAACUGUGGGCUAUGCAAGCUGCUGGUGAUCCCCAGAGAACACAGCCUCGGUAGUAAGCCACCUCACAGUAGGUGUGGAGUGUGGACUCUCCGUGAACCCCACAUGCAGCUGUGCCGUGAUGGUGACGUGUGGAUCGGAUCAUGGUUUCCUUUAAUAAAUCAUUUGAGAUUCUUAGGUAGUGAGACCACAACAGCACCACUGCAAUUUUAGCCAAAUGCAUCUGUCCCCAAUGGCCUGCUUCCUGCAAAGGGUGUGGCUUCAUCGGGGUCAGUGGAGAAUGGUGACUCGUGUCCACAGUUCAGUUAGCCAGCAGAGCCACACCUUAGGAAGUGUGGACAGGAAGGAAGGGCAGACUCAGCUGGCGUCCAGCCACUUGUGCCCUGCCAUGAAUGGUACACCCUCAUGAGUAGUCACGUGUUAAUAAGGCACUGCAAUUCCAUAAAGCAGAUUUUAAGAAAACUGCAUGGUAGCUAGCCCCAGAAGCAAAUCCUAACAGCCACCGUAGGAAGCGUCUUUGCCUGUCUGCUAAUGCUGAGUGCCAGGUGCAUGAGAGGCAGGGUGUGGCUGCUCGGCAGAGGAGUGGAGCACUGUCUGGAAUUCUCUCGCCUGAGUAGUUCAACGUCUUCACUGCAGCCUUCUUCGGGCGAUCAGGGCAAGUGGGCAGGCGUGUAGAUAUGUCUGUGUUCUCUCUCUAGAACAGUCUUUUAAAAACCCAGUGCGUGGCCUAUUAGGAUAUAAAGAAAUGAAAGGCUCCGUGUGUGGCGUUAAGUCAGAGCGCUAGACUACUACUCCUGAGGCCUUAAGUUCGAUACCCCCUUUCCCUUUUCUUCAGUUGUCUCAGUGGCCCAUUGUACCCUUUUGCCUCUGAACUCUGUGGAAGCCAGGCAGACAUUCUCAUGGGCACUAUCAUUUGUCUGCUUCCGUUUUUUAGCUGUGUCUUCCAUGGUUUUAACCAGCUCUCUGGACUGGACUGAAAUGCUCUGUUUUGUUUGUUGUUUUUAAUAUGAAAAAGGACUCUUGCAAAAAAAAAAAUUGACUAAUGCAAUGCCCCUUAAAAAUUGACCCCAUUCUUCUCAGUUUACAUAGGACUCAAGAAAAGUCUGGAGCAUCCCUGAGGUGAGUCCCUGCCACAAAGAGGCUGCAAAAUUUAGAAGCAGGAGAACACCAGUGAGGGGACCUGAGUAGCUGGCUUUGUGCCAACUGACCAACACACCCUGUGUCCCCCAUCACCAUGGUCUCAGGCAGUGCCCAGAGGUUUGGCAGGCUGCGUGAAGUCCCCCACACCAAAUACUGUGUAACCUACCUUGUUAAAGGCAAGAUAUUCUCAACAAACAGCAGCCACGCUCCUGGGACACCCCAGUGACCAGUGGUGCUGUGUGGUGUGCUGUCUGUUAAGCCCCAGUGUGGAAGGUGUGGAAAUGUUAUUCACAUUUAUUUAAGGUUAGGAUAGCUUUAUACCUGAUAUACCUAGGAAAGGAGUGCCCAGUUUCCACUCCCUGAGAUUUAGAGGUGCUACCAAACAUUGUCAUUGGAAGGAUGGACAGCUCAGUAACAGGAUGUUUGCCUAACACACACGAAGCUCUGGGAGAGCCAUCCCUCUAGUAAACAAAAGGCAGAAACUGAGUAUCAUUUCACAGCUCCUCGGGAACACAGAAUUUUCAUAGGUGUGGGUUUUUAAUACAUGGAGUCGUAAGAUGCACGACAGGGAGUAUUUUCUAAGAUAAUGGCUGAAGGGAGGGCUGCAGAGCCGACUGGGGCCUAGUGAGCCUUCUGGAAUGUCUUCUGAGUCUUCAGCACAUGAAGGGAACACUGAGUGCCUCUCCCGAUGUGGUGCGAUGCUCUCCACAGCACACUGACCUGGAUUUGGCUGCCGUUCAGUUUGCUUUGUUUGGUGCUGAUGUUGUGCACAGUGUGGCUGGCAGUGUGAGUUUAAGCUUUCUGAGUGGUUUGUUGCAUGGCAGGCGCCCUCUCUCCCCCGCUCUCUGCACGGCUGCAGCUUUACUGAGGUAUCCACACGGCGCACACUGCCCGAGAGGAUUUGGGGUGGGAGGGCAGUCCCGCCUCGCUGUGUCGUGUGUCUGCAGUCACUUCUGAUUCACUUGCACUGUUUGGAAAAUGCCAGGUUUACAAAAAUGUGUUUGGAAUAAAAAAAAAAAAAAAUGGCUUCAAAUGA